This is a messenger RNA of Aspergillus welwitschiae, 624 nucleotides long. RefSeq lists its product as uncharacterized. The transcript has a single exon. The record is from RefSeq and is a predicted model, not a curated record. Lineage: Eukaryota; Fungi; Ascomycota; Eurotiomycetes; Eurotiales; Aspergillaceae. Bases 233 to 397 code for a protein of 54 amino acids.
GCCGACUGUUUCCGAGGUACUAAACAAGAGGAGGUGGGCACUCGGGGCAGUCAGUGCGUGGCUGUGAUUGGUCAUCUCGGAAACGUGUUGCCGGGUGCUUAGGGACUCGGAAAGGCAAAUGCCACAUGCUCCGCCCACGGCGUUAGGAGUCACCAAUUUGGUGUAUGUUAGUUGUUCCAGAAUACUAUGUAACGAUUGAACAAAAUGCAAAAAUUUUCUGAAAUAUCGGUGGAUGUAUAGCUUGCGGAUUGGUUCAUUUGCAUUGUUUUAUUUGUUCACAUGUAGCUGCUGGACAUCUGUAAGUAGUGGCGUGCAGCAUUGCUCGGUGCAGUACUGCUAUAGAAUGACCUUGCACCAGCUUCUAGCACUUUGUGCGGUGUAUAGACAUUUCAAUUAAUCUUUGACACUUUCUACUCAGUGGUAUCAUGUUUCAGUCUGCAUUUCAUGGUCACGGUACACUAGUAGUAAUGCUUCAUGUCAGCAAAAAUGUGUUCUGGUUCAAUUGAUCAGCACAACUUGGAACUAGUACUUCACAUGAAUGGGAAAUCCCGGUCCCCCUUCACCAAAAGGGAAAUCUUAUCGAAUUGCAUAGUCCAGGUAAGAUAUUGGUAGAUGAUGUCAAGU